Molecule: messenger RNA, 794 nt
Organism: Menidia menidia (Atlantic silverside)
Lineage: Eukaryota; Metazoa; Chordata; Actinopteri; Atheriniformes; Atherinopsidae
Source: the annotation of a GenBank genome assembly
AUGCUCAGUAAUUGCACCCAGUUGCGUCACAGCAAUGCGCACCAAGGGUUGAUACGUCAUCAAAGGCAGACGAAGUAUCACAAGAAAGCCGCCGUAAAAAUGCUCUUCUACUCGUUUUUCAAGUCGCUGGUGGGGAAGGAUGUGGUGGUGGAGCUCAAAAACGACUUGAGCAUUUGCGGAACGCUUCAUUCUGUUGACCAGUAUCUAAACAUUAAGUUGACAGACAUCAGCGUCACUGACCCAGAGAAAUAUCCACAUAUGCUGUCUGUGAAAAACUGUUUCAUCCGCGGCUCCGUGGUCCGAUACGUCCAGCUGCCGGCAGAUGAGGUGGACACUCAGCUGCUGCAGGACGCCGCGCGAAAAGAAGCCAUGCAGCAGAAGCAGUGACGAGGGGGAGAGGGCUUCGGGGUGGGGGGUUCAGUCUUGGGGUGGGACUUUUGUAACGGGGAAUAAUAAUGACGUGUUUGAGUUCUGAGUUAGCUUCGUUUCUAGAUGGAAAAAUAGCCAGCGGCCGGUGGGGGUCCUGCCAGCGGGGCUCUGCGUAACAGUGGAGAAUUUCAGGUGCAUUCCCGACAUUUAGCGAUCAAUGAUUUGUGUAAUUAUUGGAAGUCACCUUUACCUCAGAGGCGGUUUAGAGAUCUUUUUGUUUUUGUUGAAAAGCCAAACGCAUAUUAGAGCCCAGAGAGAUGAGGUAAAGAUCAGCUGUGAUGUUUUUGUUGACGGUCUUCUCACAUUGUUAAAAAAAAACUACUUUUUUUUAAUGCUACUUGGAAAUAAAAGUUAUUUAUAUUUUG